Molecule: messenger RNA, 1890 nt
Organism: Acanthocheilonema viteae
Lineage: Eukaryota; Metazoa; Nematoda; Chromadorea; Rhabditida; Onchocercidae
Source: the annotation of a GenBank genome assembly
CAUGAUCGAUUUGUGGUGGCUUACACAACGAAUACAUUGAUAAUUGCCGAUAUGACCACGGGUUGUUGCAGCGAAAUUGAAUGGCAAAGUGUUGGUAAUGAAAGAUUCUAUUUUGAUAACGAACAUGUUUGCAUGAUAAUAAAUGCUGGAGAGGUAAAUUUGGUAGAAUAUGGAAGUAAUGAAAUAAUUGGAUGGGUUCGAACGGAGCUCACAUCACCACAUCUCAUCUCAGUACGACUUACCGAACAGAAAAUGAAAAAUGCUGGUGCCAUAAAACGUGUUGCCUAUCUUCUCGACCUGAAUACUAUUUCAGUGGUUGAUUUGAUUACUCAGCGACAGAUUGCACAAUUUUCGCAUCCGAUAUACAUCGACUGGCUUGAGCUUAGUGAAAUGGCAACAAAAUUAUUAUUUCGCGACAAGAGAUCUCGGUUAUUGUUAGCUGAUCUAAAAACUGAUCGAAAAAUAUCAUUGUUGGAUUACUGUAGUUAUGUUCAGUGGGUUCCCAAUAGUGAUGUCAUUGUGGCUCAAUCGGGUGACCAGCUUUGUAUUUGGUAUCAAGCUGAAAAUCCAGAUGAAGUGGUAAUGGUACCUAUAAAAGGUGAAGUUGAAAUUGUUCUCCGUGAUGAGUCUAGAACUGAAGUUAUUGUUGAGGAAGCAAACGAAAAAGUUGCUUAUGAACUUGACCAAACACUCAUUGAAUUUGCUUCUGCUAUCGAUCGGCUCGAUUUUGGUCGAGCGAUUGAUUUUUUGGAAAAACGAGAAGAAUAUGAUACAACGAUACUAUGGCGUCAGCUUUCCCAGGUUGCACUGUCACAACAACAACUACUGAUAGCACAGCGAUGUUUCGCAGCUUUAGGUGACAUAGCACGAGUGCAAAUGCUCGUCGAAACGAUUCGAAUUGCUGAUGAAGUCACCAGAAGUACCGGUGAGGACGGGAAAAGUAACUACAAAGUUCGAGCGCGAUCAGCACUUAUGAAUAAGGAUUUUAGAGAAGUUGAAAGAAUUUAUCUUGAACAGAAUGCGUUAAAUGAAGUUAUUGAAAUGUACCAACAAAUUGGAAAGUGGGAGGAAGCAUUUCAGUUGGCCCAAGUACAUAAUCAUCCAAACUUGGAAACUGUUAAAGCUCAAUACUAUCGUUAUCUGUCCGAUACAGGUCAAGAAGGAAAAGCUGCACAAAUAUCAGAGAGUGAUGGUGACUUACUUGUUGCAAUAGAAUUAUAUAUAAAAGCAGGCUUGGUCGUUCAAGCAUCUCGUAUACUUUUGCAAAAUCCAAAACUCUUCUUCAAAGAUGACUUGGUACAAAACGUCGCCACCGCACUAAUACGAUCUGAUCUGUUCGAAAAAGCUGGUGAAUUAUUCGAGGCAACAAAAGACUUUGAACAAGCUCUAGAAAACUACCGAAAGGGAAAAGGUUAUGCGAAAGCGAUCCAGUUAGCACGCGUGCAUUUUCCGGAACGCGUUGUUUUGUUGGAAGAAGAAUGGGGUGAUAGUUUGAUUACGGAUGCAAAUUACGAUGCAGCUAUAAAUCACUUUCUUGAAAGUGGGCAAACAGUAAAAGCACUUGAAGCAUCAAUCAAAGCAAAACAAUGGGGUAAAGCUGCACAAAUUGUUGACGUACUUGAGGACAACGAUCUAGCAAAGCGAUACUACUGUAAAAUCGCUGAUCAUCAUGCAAGCAUUGGUGAUCUUGAGCGAGCAGAAAUGUUGUAUGUUGAAGCGAGAAUGCAUCGUGAAGCAAUCGAGAUGUAUAAUAAAGCUGCGCGAUGGGCUGACUCGUAUCGACUGGCUACAGAAUUUAUGAGAGAUGAGAGCGACCGAAUGUAUGGAGAAUUGGCACAAACAAUGGAAGACAACGGUCGUUUAAAAGAUGCGGAACAGGCAUUGAUUUAA